Messenger RNA from Aegilops tauschii subsp. strangulata, 1221 nucleotides. RefSeq lists its product as uncharacterized. Gene Ontology annotation, molecular function: RNA cap trimethylguanosine synthase activity. The record is from RefSeq and is a predicted model, not a curated record. NCBI's taxonomy places the organism in Eukaryota, Viridiplantae, Streptophyta, Magnoliopsida, Poales, Poaceae. Gene Ontology annotation, biological process: 7-methylguanosine cap hypermethylation. Gene Ontology annotation, cellular component: nucleus.
UGCAUCUCGUUCGUGCGAAAUAACUGAAGGAGUUCCGUCGGAAGAGCGAUCUUAACCUGCCAAGCACGCGAGAAGGCCACCGGAGAGAUGGCAAAGGCGAGUGCCACGCCGAAGGUAGCUCGCCGGCGAGCCAGCGCCGUGAGGCCCCUGCCGAGCGGGCCCCAUCGCUUCCUCCGCCUGGUCGCCACCAUCCGAAAAAUCAACCGUCGCCGCCGCCGCCGCAGGGGCCUUACCGCAGUCUCCCCGUCCUCGCCGCCACCGGUCCCGGUCUCCAAGAGGCGGCAAUGCGCGACCCGCCUCCAGCCCCGUCUCCGCCGCCGCCCCGCGAGGCCGAGACGCCGCAGGAGCCGAAGCGCCCGGAGGAGGAGGAGGCGCAUGCCGCUGAUGCCGCCGCGGUGGCCGUUGCGGGCAAGUACUGGGCCCACCGGCACAGCCUCUUCUCCCUGUACGACCGCGGCGUGCGGAUGGACGCCGAGGGCUGGUACUCCGCCACCCCGGAGGCCAUCGCCGCCGCGCAGGCCGCCCGCGCCGCGCCCGCCGGCCUCGUCCUCGACGCCUUCGCCGGGGUCGGCGGCAACUCCAUCCAGUUCGCCGCCAGGGGCUGCUACGUGGUGGCGGUGGAGAUCGAUCCCCGGAAGGUGGAGCUGGCGAGGCACAAUGCCAGGAUCUAUGGCGUGGAAGACAUGAUCGAGUUCGUCGUCGGCGAUUUCUUCCUGCUCGCGCCUUACCUGAAGGCAGAUUUGGUGUUCCUUUCACCACCAUGGGGAGGGCCAUCAUAUAAUCAAACACCAGUGUACACCCUCGAUAUGCUGAAGCCAAAGGACGGGCAUGCAGUAUUUCAAGCUGCUCAGAAAAUAGCUCCUAAUAUCAUCAUGUUCUUGCCACGGAAUGUGGACAUAAGCCAAGUAGAGGAACUUUCGUGGUUGUCUUCUCCUCCCCUAGAUUUUGAGAGUGAAGAGAGCUACGUACAGCACAGAUUCAAAGGAAUUACCGCUUACUUUGGAGAUGUGGCACGAUGAUCCAGUUCAAUAUCGAAGUUGAGGGCAAGGACCCAGUGAGGCGAAGUUCUUCCUAAGCUACUUAUGUUUUUUUCCUCCCAAGUCCUAAGUUGGUACAGAAAGAAUUAGUCUUGCAGAUGUGACACCCAUGUACAUAUGAACUGAAUUUUGACCAUUUCAAUUAAUAUAUGAGUUGGUCAUAGCCAAGAGAUCAUCAUUCUAA